CAAAGCAGUGGGUCUCAGGACGACACCGUCAUAAUACAGGGCAGUGAUGCCGGGCAUGGUAAUGUUUCGGCGGCGCUGGUCAGUCGGCAGUGAUGACCUGGUGUUACCCGCUCUUUUUCUUUUCCUACUGCACUGCGUAUGGCUGGUGGUCCUGUCUGUGGUUCUGUUCGGCCUGCCGUACGGCCCAGAUCAGUCAUGUUCUGUCACCCUGGUGGACCACGGCCGCGGUUACUUAGGCAUUCUGGUGAGCUGCCUGAUCUGUGAGAGCGCCAUCAUGUGGCUGAGCAUGAGAGGCAGUAUAUUAUACACGCAGCCCAGAGAGGCUGUGCAGUACGUCAUCUAUAUACGACUUGCAAUCUUGCUUGUGGAGUUUGUGUAUGCUGUAGUGGGCAUUGCCUGGCUGGUGCAGUAUUAUCAGCCUUGCUCUGAUGUUACUGCCAAAAACCUUGCUCUGGGAAUUGUCGUGUGCAAUUGGUUAGUGAUCUUCAGUGUGUGUUUCACCCUGAUGUGCACUUUUGAUCCCACGGGACGGACGUUUGUCAAGCUGAAAGCUACCCGUCGUCGCCAGCGUAACCUAACAACCUACACCCUCAGACACAGGCUGGAGGAGGGCCAGGCCAGCAGUUGGAGUAGAAGGCUCAAGUUCUUUAUGUGCUGCACCAGAGCACAGGAUACACAAUCUGAUGCUUACUCAGAGGUGGCUAGUUUGUUUGCAGAGUUCUUCAGGGAUCUGGACAUUGUACCAAGUGACAUUAUCGCUGGCCUUGUGCUCCUUAGGCAGAGACAGAGGGCAAAGAGAUCUGCCAUCUUGGAUCAGUCAAGCAAUGACAUCAUAGCCUUCUUGUCUGGAAUGCCUGUGACCCGCAACACCAGAUACCUGGACCUUAAAAACUCGACCGAGAUGGCCAUGUAUAAAGAGGUGUGUUACUACAUGCUCUUUGCCCUAGCAGCGUACGGCUGGCCCAUGUAUCUCCUUAGGGAGCCUGCCUGUGGUCUCUGCAGACUAGUCAGUUCCUGUCCGUGCUGUACGUCUGUGUCAGGCUCGCGUCUCUCUCAGUCAGUGACUGUAGAGGAAGACAAUUGCUGUGGCUGUAACGUCCUGGCCAUACGCCGUCAGUUCCUGGACCGAGACCUCAAACAGGUCCAAAUCGUCUACACAUCCUGCCAUGACGCGGUCUAUGAAACGCCUUUCUAUGUGGCAGUAGACCAUGGGAAGAAGAAAGUUAUCAUUAGUAUCCGGGGGACGUUAUCUCCUAAAGAUGCUCUAACUGAUCUCACUGGAGACUCUGAGCGUCUGCCUGUGGAGGAACAGCACGGCACCUGGCUUGGACACAAGGGAAUGGUUUACUCAGCAGAGUACAUUAAGAAGAAACUGGAGCAGGAGAUGAUUCUGUCUCAAGCCUUUGGGAGAGAUUUGGGGAAAGGAACAAUGCACUAUGGACUGGUGAUCGUUGGCCACUCUCUUGGUGCUGGCACUGCUGCCAUUCUCUCCUUCCUUCUCCGACCCCAGUACCCCACACUACACUGCUACUCCUAUUCUCCGCCUGGUGGCCUUCUCAGUGAGGAUGCAAUGGAGUACUCAAAAGAGUUUGUCACCUCGGUGGUGCUGGGAAAGGACCUCGUCCCAAGGAUCGGUCUCUCUCAGCUUGAGGGGUUCCGUCGUCACCUACUUGAAGUGCUGCAGAAGAGUGACAAACCAAAGUGGAGGAUCAUUGCUGGUGGCACUAAAUGUAUCCCUAAAUCAGAGCUGCCGGUUGAAGAUGAUACCCAGUCUGCCACAGGUGUGCCUCCAUCAAAUUCCCGCCUCUGGCUGCACCCCAGUGACCUGAGCAUCGCCCUGUCUGCCUCCACUCCGCUGUAUCCUCCCGGCAGAGUCAUCCAUGUGGUCCACAACCACCCACCAGAAACCUGCUGUAGCUGCGGCCAGGAGGAGCCCACAUACUCAGCCAUCUGGAGUGACAACAAGGCCUUUGAUGAGGUCAUCAUUUCUCCAGCCAUGUUGAAUGAACACAUGCCCCACAUGGUGAUGGAGGGCCUCAACAAGGUACUUGAGAAUUAUAAUAAGGGUAAGACUGCCCUCCUGUCUGCUGCUAAGAUCAUGGUAAGCCCAACAGAAGUUGACCUGAACCCAGAAACCAUCUUCUUGGAUGCCUCUAACUCCCAGCAGCCCUCUCCGUCCACACACCACCGCAGGAAUAGCAGUGUUCGCUCCUGUGCUCGCUCUGAGAUCUCCCUAGAUGGGUUUUCGGAGUGCCCCCCACCUCCAGUACCAGUUAUCCUGACUGGGGCUCGUGAGCGCUUGACAGUUGAACUGCGGGACCGCCGAGCUCCGCUGGCUGUGAUGGAGAGCCUGUCUGAUGCCGAGUCCGUCUACAGUCUGGACUCGCGCCGUUCAUCUGCCGCCCUGAGAGGCUCACCCUGCCUGGGAAGCCUGCCCUUCCCCCUUGACGCUCCCAUCCCUGAAGAGAAUCCUUCCCUGAGCUCUCGCACCGAGCUGCUGGCCGCAGACGGCUUGAGUCAGGCCACUCCCGAACGGGAACUGGGGGAGACCGGCCCCUACUGCCCCACCCCACCAGAGCGUAUCGUAGCCCCUGAGGAACAGAAUCGCCUCUCCCCUGGCACAGCUCACUACAGCAGGCACCUCUCUCCUCCUCUGCUGGGGCAGACUGCCAUAGCGCAGCCAUCCCAGUAUGGGGGAAGCAAAGUGCAGGCUUCAGAAGUGCUUGAAGCGUGCCAAGUGCCGCCGUCAAUCCAGAGCCAAGAGCCUAGUUCAGAUACAUCACUCAGUGGACAGACUGGCCCCACGGAGAUGGAGUAUGGGGAAGAAACGUGGGCAACAGUGAAAGAUGGGGAGACGGGUGAGAAGGAAGGGGAAGAUGCACAGUCAGAGCGAAAGAGAGUGCCGUCCCUAGCUAUUCCUCCAGUGGCUCCGUUGUCCAAUGGGAACCCAAGCAAGGCUGUGCUUGAAUUUGCCCAGUACCUUGACUCCCUCUUCAGGCUGGACGGGAGCAGCUCACCGCCGCUGGAGCUGUCAGACGGAGAGUCUGAGUCAGGCCGAGGCUCGUACAGCCAGGGGGAGGGGCAGAAGGAUUGUCAGCCUACAGAGGACUCAGAGAGAGACAGACAGCUUUUGGCCAGGGCCACCCUGGAGCCUAAUCUGGUCCCUAAGCCACCCCGCACCUUUGCUGGCUCCGCUGAUCCCUCCUCUGGCAUUUCUCUCUCUCCCUCCUUCCCUCUGUCCUCCUCUGGAGAGCUCAACGACCUCUCACCUACAGAUGGGGCACUGCCUGUAAAUCACUCUUCAAUACGAACUUCUGCUGCAUGCCCAUACCCUGAGGAUAACGCACUGUCAUCUAUGGUCUAA
This is a messenger RNA of Chanos chanos (milkfish), 3364 nucleotides long. It is a transcript of the gene dagla, whose product is annotated as diacylglycerol lipase, alpha. Gene Ontology annotation, biological process: diacylglycerol catabolic process; retrograde trans-synaptic signaling by endocannabinoid; arachidonate metabolic process. Lineage: Eukaryota; Metazoa; Chordata; Actinopteri; Gonorynchiformes; Chanidae. Gene Ontology annotation, molecular function: lipoprotein lipase activity. Bases 47 to 3364 code for a protein of 1105 amino acids. The transcript is spliced from 20 exons. The record is from RefSeq and is a predicted model, not a curated record. Gene Ontology annotation, cellular component: dendrite membrane; cytoplasm; postsynaptic membrane.